AAAAUAAACUUAUGUGGUCUGUACGUUGUUUGUCAAAAGUUUGGCUUCGAUCUUAUAAUUGAAGUUAUACAAGAGGAAACUUUGUUGGUGCGUUUAUGCACCAUUGGUUUUAACAGUUAAGUAUUUUCCUGUUCAGACAAGUUAGCGCGAGAACUUGACGUACGCAGUACGCAUUUGCAGGUGUUUACGUUAGUUGCGUUUUAGUUGUGUUUAGUGCAUACCAUCGAGAUAUGUACAUACAUCCAUCUUAAGAAUGUUAUUUCGAAGAUUUCUGACUCAAAGUGAAUUGGAAGCUGCCGUUGAAGAAGCUGGACAAGAACUGUACAACUACAGAAAAGGUGCUCUUGAUGCUGUUUACAUACCUCCAGAUGUAGACAAUGUAACUGACGAGGAGGAUGUAGAAGAUGAGCUACUACCCGAAAUUGAUGUACCAGGUCCUUCAGACAUUGCUGGUACAUUUGAACUCCAUGCAUUUAUGAAUGAAGAUGAUGGUGCUGAAAUCCCAAACAUAGAGGAAGCCAUUUUUUUUGACGAUGAUGGAUUCGAUACUUCCGAUGAUGAGUUUUUGACGUCAAAAAAAUUGCGACUGGUUCCUCCCCCCGUGCCAGUCACAUCCACAACUUUUGCUGUGCCGCCCCUCCAGCCAAAGUGGGAAAAGGGUCCACUGGAGUACACUCAUUCAUUCAUCAGCAACGCAGACAUUGAUAUGGAGCAUUUAAAGAAUGAACUGGCUGGAAAAACGCCAUUAGAGAUGUUUUUUCUUUUCUUUGAUGAUGAUUUGAUAAAUUUGAUUUUAGAUUUUUCUGUGAAAUACGCCCAACAAAACAACAGACGUGGAUUUUGUUUGUCCAAAGGAGAACUUCUGAACAUCCUAGGCAGUAUGCUGUUUUCUGGGUAUCACACCUUGCCGCAAGUUCCGCUCUAUUGGUCAAACUAG
Molecule: messenger RNA, 937 nt
Organism: Acanthoscelides obtectus
Lineage: Eukaryota; Metazoa; Arthropoda; Insecta; Coleoptera; Chrysomelidae
Source: the annotation of a GenBank genome assembly